UCAUGGGUCAGUCUGAGCGCCAACGCCGCCCGCCCGGCCUGCCGCCUAAGUAGUGCGCAUUCAUAUGACAUAGUUCGCUCAAUCCAGGCGUAUUGAGAAAACAAUCUUGAAAAGUUGGUGUUAUAAAUUACGAAAAAAAAAAUCUUUUGAAAUAUAAGGCUCAAUAAAAGGCUGUUUUAUUGUUUAGUCACUUUUUAUUUUUGAAAUGGGUAUGAUUUCACGUGUUCGCGGUCGAAUAAGAAGUGAUUCUUUCUCGAAAAUUCAAAUAAAAUCCGAGGAUAAAAUAGCGAAUAUCGUGUGGCUCAUAUCGUUAGUACUGUUACUGCCCUACUGGGCGCCACGGGGACUCUUGGUGGCGUUAGGGGGAGCCUGGCUUAUGGCCGCAUACACAUGCCUUGUGGUUCCUGUCCUCAUCUCCGCCAACUAUCGAUAUCCAGCAAGAUGGUAUCCGGCCGUCGUGAAAUUUGCGCAAAAGAUAGCGCGUAGGCUGCGAUCUCCGGUGGCAAGAAUCCUCUACGUCCUCAAAACUGCAUACUCCCCUAUCGACCGCGCAGAACGUGUUUUUUUGCAACUGAAUAAUCUCUCGACAAUGAUUAGCCAGUUGCUGAUCUUCACUGCAUGUGACCGCCUCCUCGUAUCUCGCGGCAAGCUAACCUGCCUCUACUCGCUCAUGUUCUACAAUGUGAUCACAUAUUCAGUGAAUUACAUAAAAGAAAUAUGCACUAAAGAAGACUGGUCGCCCUACGUCAAUGUUACUCGGCACUCCCGUGUUAAGCACCUUGCAAUGUCGGCUACAAAAAUAGUACUUGAAUGGACAAAAGCUGUCACAUUUAUCGUAACGAUGACUUUUAUUCUCCUUACACUGGGUUUAGAACAAGGAUUGGAACAUUUCAGGCCAACUCUGCUUUACACUCUCAUUACAGGAACUUACUAUUUAUUAACUGAAAGAACAUUCUUGGAGCUAUGGCCAUUGGCGCUGUCUGCUAUGAAAUUAGAAAGAUUAGAAGGAAUGGAGGCAUUAUAUUGUGGAGUUUGGGCAAGAGGUAUCACGACUGCGAUUGCAGUACCUUUGGUGCCAGCUCUUGCCUGGCACGAGCGCUGGAGGCUCGCGUUGCUCGUUGCAUAUAUUUGUGUUUAUGUGCACGGAAGACACAGACUCGGGGAUGUGUUGGUUAAAUUAAACGAGGCGUGUGACUCUCUAGCCAGGUUUCGACGAGCGACCGUAGAAGAGCUGUCGACUUUGGAAGAUGUGUGUGCUGUUUGUCUAGGAGCUAUGAAAUCAGCUCGAGUGACUCCUUGCGCUCAUUUCUUCCACGCCGACUGUCUGAGAAGAUGUCUUGUUGCAUCAGAUCGAUGUCCUAUAUGCGUUAGACCCUACAUGUUCUGUUGACUCAACUUUAAAGACUGCGUGGUUUAGUUUAUUUAUGACAAUUAAGUGAUAACCAGUAUUAUUCUUAUGAAUGUUAAUAUUAGAUUAUUUAAAACGAUUUAACGAAGUUGGAAUGUAAUGGGUGAGUUAAAUAAUAAUGGAUAUAAAUUGAAUCGCUUUUAUUAUAAAUUUCAACAAUUGGAUCGGACAAACUAAGAUUGUUUAUAAAAUAACGAAUGAUUUAAGGUCACACUUUAUCCAAUACAGCAAUUCCACAAGCCUGGACUCAACAUUGAAGUACAUUAUUAUUAUUAGUUAUUACUCCGAUUCUGCGAGACUUUCCGAAAGGAAUAGAGUACCUAUAGAUAUUGGAAACAAUAUAAUUCAAAUGAGUUAGAUUUACCAAAUGAUAACCGAAUAUAUCUUUAGCAGUAUUUUAGUCCAAAGUAAACAGCGCGCAGAACGUACUGAAAAGGUAAAAAAGUAGAAAAAAAGUUAAUUUACUUUUUUAGUUGCAUUCAUUUGUUUGUAUUUA
This is a messenger RNA of Zerene cesonia (dogface butterfly), 1904 nucleotides long. RefSeq lists its product as uncharacterized. Gene Ontology annotation, cellular component: cytosol; ubiquitin ligase complex. Gene Ontology annotation, molecular function: ubiquitin protein ligase activity. The record is from RefSeq and is a predicted model, not a curated record. Bases 206 to 1390 code for a protein of 394 amino acids. The transcript has 4 exons. Lineage: Eukaryota; Metazoa; Arthropoda; Insecta; Lepidoptera; Pieridae. Gene Ontology annotation, biological process: protein ubiquitination; ubiquitin-dependent protein catabolic process.